AUGGCUUCUAGCAUCGUUAAUGCGCCUCAGCCUAAGGCGGAUGUCAACCGGUACUUGAGCAACUCGGUGCACGAUCUUCUGUCUCUCAAAGGGCGAACCGUUGUAAUCACAGGCGGCGCUCGCGGACUCGGGCUAGCGUUUGCGUUAGCAGUCGCCGAAGUAGGAGGUAACAUCGCCAUUCUUGAUGCAGCCCAAGAGCCCCAUGAUCACUUUUAUCGAAUCGAGCAAGAGCACGAAGUCAAGAUCAAGUACUACAGUGUCACUGCCGCUGGCAUUUGUCCCGACGAGCCGUUCUUGCAAAGAAGCCCCGAGUCCGUGGCCAAAUGCAUGAACAUCAAUGUCCUCGGCACUUACUAUGCCGCGCAGCUAGCAGCUGCACAGAUGGCUAGCCAAGAGCCAACUGAUUUCAACCCCCGCGGAGGCUCCAUCGUCAUGAUAGCAUCAAUUGCUGCGUACGUCGCUAGCAAAGGCCAGACAACCAGUGACUACUGCUGCAGUAAGGGUGCAGUGGUUGCCUUGGCCAAAGCUCUCGGUGUCGAGCUUGCUGCGAGCGGCAUCCGUGUCAACAGCAUCUCUCCAGGAUACAUGGCGACUGACAUGACGCUGGACUUGUGUAAUCGUUAUCCCCAUCUUGGAGAAAUCAUGAACACAGAGCCACCCAUGCGGCGAAUGGGUGAUCGCACUGAUCUAAAGGUUCCUGUGGUGUACCUGCUGUCAAACGCGAGCGCCUAUCACACCUCAGAUGAUAUUUUGAUAACCGGAGGCAUCCAUGCUGGCAGGCUGAUGUAG
Molecule: messenger RNA, 789 nt
Organism: Colletotrichum chrysophilum
Lineage: Eukaryota; Fungi; Ascomycota; Sordariomycetes; Glomerellales; Glomerellaceae
Exons: 3
Coding region: 1-789 (262 amino acids)
Molecular function (GO): oxidoreductase activity, acting on the CH-OH group of donors, NAD or NADP as acceptor
Source: RefSeq, a predicted model, not a curated record